Macrosiphum euphorbiae (potato aphid) is the source of this 501-nucleotide messenger RNA. The record is from the annotation of a GenBank genome assembly. NCBI's taxonomy places the organism in Eukaryota, Metazoa, Arthropoda, Insecta, Hemiptera, Aphididae.
AUGAUUGCUCUCAGUCGAAAGUUACUGCAUUUUGUAUCUGUAGUACAAAUAAGCAAUAUAGCUAAGUGUAGUUAUCGAACAAGUAAUUAUAGUCUUAUAAGAUUUUCAGGUCCUACAUUCAAAAUGUCGGAGGUUGAAAAAUCUGCUAUCUCUACACCUGGCGGUGAUACAAUUUUUGGUAAAAUUGUUAGGAAGGAAAUACCUUGUAAUUUCAUAUACGAAGACGAUCUUUGUGUUGCAUUUCAUGACAUCAAUUCUCAAGCACCUGUUCAUUUUUUGGUAAUACCGAAGAAACCAAUUGAGAUGUUAUCUGCCGCUGACAGCUCUGAUGAAACGUUACUUGGACACUUAAUGUUGGUUGCAAGCAAAGUAGCAAAAGAACAAGGAUUGAAUGACGGUUUUCGUUUGGUAGUUAAUAAUGGAAAGGAUGGGGCUCAAUCUGUUUAUCAUUUACAUUUGCAUGUCCUUGGUGGCCGCCAACUUGGAUGGCCUCCUGGCUAA